Messenger RNA from Triticum urartu, 1926 nucleotides. RefSeq lists its product as uncharacterized. The record is from RefSeq and is a predicted model, not a curated record. Lineage: Eukaryota; Viridiplantae; Streptophyta; Magnoliopsida; Poales; Poaceae.
AUGCAGAGGAGAUGCAUGAGGUAGCUGAAGAUGCACAUGUAUUCCAUCGACCCCAGAAGUUGCCAGUUUCUAGGAAGGUUGUGAAGGGAAGUGGCUCCAUAGCAGGAAAAUCAAAGGUGGCUGAAGGAAAAAGAAACAAAGGGGGUGAAGAUGAAUCCACAAGCAGUGAUAGUGAUUAUGAGGUUGAUUUAGAAGAAGAAGAAAAUAGUUCUGCCGAUGACGAAGAAGCAAUUGAAUUCAAAAAAUAUGCAAGGGAACUCAAGAGCAAGGUCAGGGAUAAAAUGCUUGGAGAAGAGGAUGAGAAAGUAGUUGAUGUGCCAGAGGAUUUCCUUGUCCCAGAGGAUUGCAAGCUUGAUGAUGGUGAUGGUGAUGUGACACCCUAUUUUGACAGCGCAGACGAUUUAUCUUAUGAUGAAGCAAGUGACACGGAUGACAUGCCUAAGAGGAAGAAGACAGAGCACAAAGUUUAUGAUAGCACUUCUGAAAUUCCUUUAUUCUCUGUUGGUAUGGCCUUCCAUGACAGUAGGGAGUUCAAGAAUGCAUUGGUCAAGUAUGGACUGAAAACAUAUCACCACUUGUUAUUUCCAAAAGAUGAGAAAAGGAGAGUAAGUGCAAAAUGCAGUUGGCCUGGCUGUCCUUGGAGUAUUUAUGGGUCCAUUACUAGUAGGUCUGAUUGGUUUCUAGUAUGGAGGUACAAUAAUGAGCACACUUGCAUUCCAAGAAGGGACAACAAGCUGGUCACAUGUGGUGUCAUUGCAAAGAAGUAUUUUAGGCAAAUUAGGGACAAUCCAUCAUGGAAGGCAGAGCACAUUCAACAAGCUGUUCUUCAGGAUCUAGUAGCUGAUGUGUCCAUCUCCAAAUGCAAACGAGCAAAGAAACUUGUUAUGGAGAAGAUAAUUGAUCUAUCUGAUGGUGAGUAUGCUCGGGUUUAUGAUUAUCAGCUUGAGUUGCUUAGAAGCAAACCCGGUAGCACUAUCGCAGUGACAUUAAAUCCAGAAAUUCUUAAUAGUAAUGUGUUUGAAAGAAUGUAUAUGUGUUUAGAUGGUUGCAAGAAAGGAUUUCUUGCAGGAUGUAGAAGAGUGGUGGGGCUAGAUGGAUGUUUUUUGAAGGGCGCAUUCAAGGGGCAGUUGCUUUGUGCAAUUGGCAGAGAUGCAAAUAACCAGAUGUAUCCAAUAGCUUGGGCAAUAGUAGAGGUUGAGAGCUAUGAGUCCUGGUACUGGUUCAUUGGGUUUCUUCAAAAAGAUCUCUAGAUAAACAACAAUGGUGAAGGAUGGGUUCUCAUCUCUGAUCAACAGAAAGGUCUCAUCAGGGCAGUCAAUGAGCUUGUGCCUCAAGCAGAGCAUAGGAUGUGUGCAAGACACAUUUAUGCUAACUGGAGAAAAGAACACAGGGACAAGGUCUUUCAGAAAAUGUUCUGGGCAUGUGCGAAGUCAUCAGAUAGAAGCCAAUUCAAUUACAACAGGGCUAAGCUUGCACAAAACACAGUAGAAGGAGCGAGAGACAUGAUGAAAACCGCGUCGGAGCAUUGGUGUAGGGCCUACUUUAGGAUUGGCUCUUUCUGUGACUCAGUUGAGAACAACAUGUGUGAGUCAUUUAAUAAUGCCAUCAUGAGAUCAAGGUUCUACUCUGUAAUAACGGCAAUGGAAAUCAUUAGAAAGAAGGUGAUUGUGAGGAUCCAACAAAACAGAGCAAAGUCUCAGAAGUGGCAUGGAACCAUUUGCCCAGUCACAAUCAUCUCAACCUCCAUCUGCAUCAUCUUCUUAUCAACCAACACCUCGGUCGAGAUCUCAGCCAAUGUCAAACCAAUCAGGAUUCCAAUGGUGGUUAUAUGGCAAUAAUUGACUGCUAGUUACCUACCUACAUUGAAAUAAAUAUGAACUUGUGGUACAUCAUUCACUGUUAUGCAUGCUCUGGUUCAUGCUAUAU